AUGGCGCCCGUCGAUCCCCACUCCUACACCGACGGCGCGCACCCGGUGGUGUCGCACGCCGCGCUCGCCUUCUACCUCGACUUCGCCGCCUCCACCAUCCACGCCUCCGCGCUGCUCACCCUCUCCGCGCCACACUCCGGCGACCUCCUCCUCGACACCCGCGCCCUCGCCGUCCACUCCGUCUCCACCGCCGCCGACCCGCCGGAGCCCAUCCCCUUCUCCCUCGCCGCGAGCCCCGACCCCGUCCUCGGCUCGGCGCUGACCCUCACCCUGCCCCCCGACACCACCUCCUUCCGGCUCACCUUCUCCACCUCCCCCGACGCCUCCGCGCUGCAGUGGCUGGCCCCGCCGCAGACCGCCUCCGGGCAGCCCUUCGUCUUCUCGCAGUGCCAGUCCAUCCACGCCCGCUCCAUCUUCCCCAGCCACGACACCCCCGCCGCGCGCAUCACCUUCUCGCUCCUCCUCAACGUCCCCUCGCAGCUCUCCGCUGUCGCCGCCGCGCGCCACGUCGGCCGCCGGGACCCGCUGCCUUCCGACCACCGCGGCGCCUGCGACGACGAGCUGUGGUGCGCGUCCGGCCGCAUCGUCGAGGAGUUCCAGAUGGAGCAGUCCGUGCCGCCCUACCUCUUCGCGUUCGCCGCCGGUGGGAUCGGGUUCAGGGACCUCGGCCCGAGGACGCGGGUGUACGCCGAGGGAGGGGACAAGGUGCUGGACGAGGCGGCGAGGGAGUUCGCCGGAGUGGAGGAGAUGGUCAAGGUCGGGGAAUCGCUGUUUGGGCCGUAUGAAUGGGAGAGGUUCGAUCUGCUCGUACUGCCUCCGAGCUUCCCUUAUGGAGGCAUGGAGAACCCCAGGAUGGUGUUCCUCACUCCGACGGUAAUUAAGGGGGAUGCUGCAGGGGCUCAGGUUGUGGCGCAUGAGCUCGCGCAUAGCUGGACUGGCAAUCUGAUUACUAACAAGACCAAUGAAGAUUUCUGGCUAAAUGAGGGAUUCACAACAUAUGCUGAGAGGAGGAUUGUUGAGGUGGUGCAAGGGGAGGAGCGGGCAGCCUUAAACAUGGGAAUUGGAUGGAGGGGGUUGAACAGAAUGAUGGAGAGGUUUAAGGAUAACAUGGAGUUCACCAAAUUGAAGCCGAAGAUGGCAGGGAUUGACCCUGAUGAUGUGUACUCUGAAGUGCCCUACGAGAAAGGCUUCCAGUUUCUUUGGCGCAUUGAGCGCCAGAUUGGCCGUCCUGCUUUUGAUGAGUUCUUAAAGAAGUACAUUGCCACGUUCAAGUUCAAAUCCAUAGACACUGAGACGUUUCUUGAAUUCCUGAAAACGAAUGUACCUGGGAUAGAAAACCAAAUUGACCUUCAACUGUGGGUUGAGGGGACUGGUAUUCCUCCUGAUGCCAUGGAACCAGAUUCAGCUACUUACAAGAAGAUCUGUGACUUAGCUGCAGAAUUCAAGUCAGGUAAGCUUCCAAGUGAAGAUGAGGUGGCAGACUGGAGUGGGCAAGAAUGGGAGCUUUACUUGGAAAAUCUACCCACAGAUGUUGAAGCCUCACAGGUUACUGCUCUUGAUGAGCGGUACAAGCUAUCUGAAAGCCGUGACUACGAGGUCAAGGUCGCGUUCCUCCAGCUGGCGAUUCCCACCGGGUGCAAGUGCUACUUCAACGAGGUCGAGAAAUGCUUGAAGCAGGUGGGAAGGAUGAAGUACCUCCGCCCGCUCUACAGCUCACUGGCCAAGUGCUCUGGCGAGGAGAAGAUGCUGGCCCAGAGGAUCUUCUCAGAGGCUCAAGAAUUUUACCACCCAAUAGCUCGCAGUGUUGCGGAGUCCAUUUUGUCGAAGCAUAGCUAAGAUAGCUAAGGCUUUGGUGAAUUGGUCGUCCCUGGGAGCAACGGAACAUCCACUGUUUGCUCAGUCGCUUCUUUUGCAUAAAACUAUCACCCUUCCUGCAGCUAACUUAGAAAAAACUGGAAACUUAAUACUGUAUCUUGAUAAUAUGUGGAAACUCAAGACCGUAUUAUUAUCUGAGAUUAUUCCGAGCACUGUAUCUUUUGGGAUUGCU
This is a messenger RNA of Setaria italica (foxtail millet), 2047 nucleotides long. Its product is annotated as leukotriene A-4 hydrolase homolog. Lineage: Eukaryota; Viridiplantae; Streptophyta; Magnoliopsida; Poales; Poaceae. Gene Ontology annotation, cellular component: cytosol. Gene Ontology annotation, molecular function: zinc ion binding; metallopeptidase activity. The transcript is spliced from 4 exons. The record is from RefSeq and is a predicted model, not a curated record. The coding region runs from base 1 to 1836 and encodes 611 amino acids. Gene Ontology annotation, biological process: proteolysis.